AUGACCAAAGUGGCCGAGGACCGGCUUGCUUUGGUCCAAGAGGUCCAGGAUCUGAGAAGGGCGGCUCGGACGCACUUAGACGAGCUUUAUCAGGCCAAGGAGGCCAAGCGUCUGGCCGAGCUACGACUGGAUGAGGCCAACACCAAAAUCACCAAGGGUGAGGCGGCUUGGAAGCAGGAGAAGGAAGAUUGGAAAGUGGAGAGGGCCAACCUUUCCCUGGCCAAAGAAAACGCCGAGUCUGCCAAGGUUGCGGCCGAGUCCAAACAGGCUCGAGUCGGGAGCGACUUGGAGAGGGUCAAGUUCAAACUCUCCACUGCUGAGGCUCAACUGAAGGAGGCCCAGGCGGCAGUUUCCCGCUCCCAGGAGGAGUGGUUCAAAGCUUGGCAGGCUUCGGAUGAUUGCACCGAAUUCUGCGCCGAGGUGGGCCAGUCUUCCCACAAAAUGGGCGAGGAUGAGGCAUUCACCAAGCUCAGGGAGGCUCUGGCCGACUCCUGCCCUGAAGCUGACUGGAAUUCCGUCUGGUCGCGCUACCAGGAGUUGGCCGAUGCCGAGGCGGCCGUCAUCAAAGCGAAAAUGGCCGAGGAGAUGAGCUCGGAUGAUGAGGACGAUGAUGACGAAGAAGCUGCCAACACCGAGCCGCCUCCAGGGAAAGCUGUCGCGCAACCUGAUGCUGAGCAACCUGCUGCCGGCCCCUCCACUUAG
Beta vulgaris subsp. vulgaris (sugar beet) is the source of this 702-nucleotide messenger RNA. Its product is annotated as KNR4/SMI1 homolog. The coding region runs from base 1 to 702 and encodes 233 amino acids. Lineage: Eukaryota; Viridiplantae; Streptophyta; Magnoliopsida; Caryophyllales; Amaranthaceae. The transcript has a single exon. The record is from RefSeq and is a predicted model, not a curated record.